Messenger RNA from Amaranthus tricolor (Joseph's coat), 1266 nucleotides. RefSeq names its product DExH-box ATP-dependent RNA helicase DExH3-like. Bases 43 to 819 code for a protein of 258 amino acids. The transcript has 4 exons. The record is from RefSeq and is a predicted model, not a curated record. Lineage: Eukaryota; Viridiplantae; Streptophyta; Magnoliopsida; Caryophyllales; Amaranthaceae.
UGACAUGUCCCAAUCGGAUACUUGUAGCACAGGGAGACGUCAAUGUCAUUUAAGACGAAGGAUGAUGGACAAGUUUUACUCUAUGCGAACUCAGUCAAUGCACGAUACCAGACAAUUCCCUAUCCUUGGCUAGUCUUUGGGGAAAAAGUAAAAGUCAACACUAUUUUUAUACGUGAUUCGACAGGUGUCUCUGAUUCAAUAUUGAUGCUCUUUGGUGGUGCUCUUAGCAAUGGAGGGCAGCCUGGGCAUUUAAAAAUGUUGGAUGGCUAUGCUGAGUUUUUCAUGGAUCCAAACCUGGCGGAGUCCUACGGCAAGUUGAAGGAGGAGCUUGAUCUCUGUAAUUGUAGGUUCGAGCUUGAAGACCCUACCAUUGACAUCCUAAAAGAAGGAAAGUACCUAAUGUUUGCUGUUCAGGAACUAGUAUCAGGAGACGAAUGUGAAGGGAGAUUCGUGUUUGGCCGUGAAAGUAAGAAACCCAAGGAUCCUACGGAUAAUAAUAGAUUCACAAGAGAUGGAAUGAACCUGAAGAGCUUGCUGCAAACUUUAUUGAUGAGAGCUGGACAUUCUCCUCCUAAAUACAAAACUAAACACUUGAAAACCAAUGAGUUCAGGGCACUAGUGGAAUUCAAGGGCAUGCAAUUUGUGGGGAAGCCCCAGAGGAACAAGCAGCUGGCCGAAAAGGAUGCUGCUAUUGAAGCUUUGGCGUGGUUGACUCACACCGACCACAAAAUUGAGAACGAGGAUGAUAAUUCUCCUCCAGAUGUCACUGAAAAUAUGCUUAAACUCCUUGGAAAACGUAGGAAAUCUAAACGCCAUUGAUACUCUUUGGCUACCUUCCUUUUGUUGCUGCUCACAGAAAGUGAGGAUAAGUAGCUGAAGCUUGUAGUAUUAGCUCGAGAAUGCUUUCUGAAUGCUUCUGAAACUUAUCACAGGGAAGGCCUCUCAAUGAGUUUCUUUUACAGAAGACGUGAACGCUAAAGCUACUAACUAAUAAUGAUCAGCAGUUCAGAUGAGAAAAGACAGUCACAUUUUUUUAUAUAUUAUUAUUAUUAUUAACAUUGAUGGAGCAGAAAAUACAACAGGAAAAUAGGGAAUACAAUAAUUUUGGCAUGGUUUUAUCUUGAUAUUAGAUGAUUAGAUCCAUAUUAUGUUGUUUGGGGCCACAAGAAUUGUACAGACUGUAAUAUUCAUUUGUUCCAAGAUAUCAGGUAAUGACUACGGGCCAUCAAGAAUCAAUAGAGUUCUCAAAUGAAAUGAACAUCUAAU